GCGGCACCGCGCUCCCGGCCGCGCGGGGCCGCCCCCGCCUCGGGCGGUAGUCGGGCCGUUACCGGCGCCGCCCGGGCGGGGCGCAGCCUUGCGCACGGCGGUGCCCCGGGUGGCGGCAGUGCUCUCUCCACAUGCGGCUGGAGGCCCCGAGGCAGGCGAAGGCUUCGCAGUGUGUCGGUAAGGGUUACUCUGGAGCCGAUCGGCACAGAGGCUCCAGUUCCUUGUCACAGAGGAGGCUUGGAGGAAGAUUGUCGCGGAGGAGAACAGCUCUUUGUCCAUGUGAUCUUCUUGGAAAGCUUCAUCAUUAGCCCAGUUUGACCUGCAGCUGGAGCACCCCUUUUCACCCCUGUCUUUGAGGGCAAUGCUUUUCAUUUCUCCUGUCAUUUCCACGGGGAGGGCCUUUGCGUAACUCUGGCAACAAAUACUAUAGGACCACUACUGAUAGCUAAGUAUUUUGCUUCUUUAUUGAUGAAAGGAACUGAAGCAUUUGAACAUCAGUCUGCUGAUCAGACCAAACAACACAAAUCCAAAUUAGUCAACAUUACUGCAAAAGUGUGCUCCACUGGAGAAAAUGAUCAGCAAGUAGAUCUACAUGGCUGAACAGGUGCUAAGGUCAGCAGAACAGCAGGUGGAAAUGCUCAGGCAGUGGCGGAAGGGCAGGGCUGCUUCUCUUCUGUUUUAGGUGGAUGGUAUAGCUAGCUACAAGGAAUCUAAAGCAGCCUGGAACACGGCCACGAGGAAUCUCAGCAGUGAACUUGGGAAAAGGAAGUCUAGUGUGGUGUGUAUUUCUUUGCUUCCAGGAACUGUAAGCACUGAUUUAUCAAAACCUUAUCACAAGAACUUUCUUACUCAUAAACUUUUCAUCCCAGAAUUCUCAAUAAAUCAUCUGUUGGAUAUUAUUGAGAACAUAGACAUGGGGAAGACUGGAAGAUCCAUCCCAUCUUUACUUGGGAUGGAUCUGUACUAAGUAAAAUUUCGUUUAUGGAGGCAGCCAGUGUUGUAUCGAUAAGAAUAUAAAUGCCUUGAGAGAUUUGUGCUUUAUAGAGUUAUUUUUGGUGUAGCUUAUUUUGGAGGAUCCGAGAGAUAAUGGAAUUGAGUCCUACCUUUACUAAUGGUAAGCUGUAUGUCUGAGCAAAUAACUUCAAAUUUUUCUUUCCUCGGACCACUAUUUGGUAAUUUGCAGUAACAAUACUUUCUUCACUGUGGACUUCUGUGAAACUAAAUAUAUUGGAUAUUACUGGCUGCACACAUUCCUGGUAGGCUGUAAUCAUUUGGAACAUUAGCUAGGUUCUGCUCAUAGAGCUUUCAAAUCAUUUCUCAAUUUCGACGAGCUUGCUUAUUAUCAGUUAACUUUAAAAAAAAAAGAAAGACGCCCCUGUUUCUUUUAAUUUAGCCUCUAAAUAGUGGUGGAAUUUAAAGUGGUAUUCUAGUAAUAUCAUGACUCUGAACUGCCCAGUAAUACCAAAAUGGUGGGGUCACUACUAGCCUUGUGCUCUGUCUGCCAUGGCGUGCACGAGCAUGACAGCACAGCUCAGCACUGCUAUGCACUGUUAUCUUUUAUACCCCCUGAAAAGUAUGUCCAGUUAUUAAGCUCAGAUCCCCUUUGCUCCCUCCUCUCUCCUGUAGCUACUUUUCAGAACAUUUCCAGAGAGUGCUAUUUACAUAGCUUCUCCACUUCGUUGGAGCAGAGGGAGGGGUGUGGAGGAGGAAUUGGCUUUAUUCUUCCCCCCUAGCAAAAUACUGGACCAGAGCUGCCACAGGUGUGGAAACAGUUGGAGGGAUGUGGCUGCACAGAAUGGACUGUGUUGGGUCAAGGCAUCCUGUGUUCUGGGAAGAAUGGAGGAGUAUGAGGAGGACCAAGUGCUAUCUUGCACCGCAAUCUUCAUUUCAGAUCACAGUCUUCUAGGGAGACAUCCCACCUCCUAGGAGCAUGCAGGCAGGGGUAGGGCACAGAGAUUCCUGUCCCCAACAAUAAUUCUCCAGAACUCCACUGACUCCUUGUCUGGUAACACUGCAGUAUAUGUAGGUAAGGUGAUAUUUUUUGCUAUUGUGAAAGAUUCAAAUGCUAUUAUUGCCCCACUACGUCCAAGUGCUUUGCAAAUAGGAGGGCUUGUAAGAGCCUGUACGUUAUAAUCUGGCCUCAUCCCAUCAUGAUCUGGGAUAUAAGUGGGAGGUGACAUAAAAGAAAUUACCAAAGCACGAACAAAAGACAAGGAGUACACAGCUUUGCUGAAGUUCCCCAUAAAAUAUUUUUUAAAAACAAUUAAUUUCAAAAGGCUCUGGCAACUUAUUAUUAUUAUUUUAAAUACUGCAGUUUGCAAGGUGAAAUCACAGUGCGGGUCUGAUCUGAUGAAACCAAAGCUAAUGCUGGUGCCUGCAUAUGAUGGAAACAGAACUCAGAUGACGAACUUGGGAACAUUGGCCUCAUAUUAGGCAAGUCUGUUGCUCACCCUCCCCUUUUCCCCUGACUCCCUUUGUCCCCUUUCUUCCUCUGUAUGAUUAACUCAUAUCAGAGUUCAGUGUCACCGGUUGCAGGGAACUCAGUCUCACUUGGCUAUACAUGCACCCUUGCCUAAAGAAGUCAGAUGUAACCUGCAUGCUAGACAUUCAUCACGCAAUGAAAUCAUGGAACAGUUUUAUCAUAGUGUUAUUAUUUUCAGUUGAGGCAAUGAAGAGGAAGGUUUGGCAAGUUUUAGAGAAGUGUUCAUGUUUCUCUAAUAUAAUUCUUAAACUGGUAGGGGAAAAUAACAUUAGAAGUUAUUCAAAUUCAUUGCUUGUAGCCAUACGUCGUUAUUCUAAAAAGUCGGCUGUUUGCUGGUUUAGCUGAAAGUAUUCCUGUACUGACACAAGAGAAUGUCUAAGAAAACUGCACUGAGUUUCUGUUCUCCUGAUUUUAUUCAGCUCUAAAUGUACUAGAGAACAGAUCAAACAACUAUUGACGUAGAGAAUAACAGAAAUUAUGUCAAACAAGGACUUCAAACGGUGUGUUUUGAGGUCAGUAACCUAAGCACCUAGAACUUUGAUCACGCUGGUAGCAACCAAAUGACAUAACCUUUGUGGAUGUACAUGUAAAGAUAAAUAGGUACCUCUUCACUGAAUUUUACAAACAGCAAAACAUUGGUGAAGUGAAAAUGUAUGUUUCCAAUAGGCUCAGGGAGCUUCAACAAAAGAAACUAAUACUGAUGAAUUAGCUUGCUGAAAUUGCAAGCAAGAUUUUUUUAAAACAUAAAUGGGUCCUGUUUUCAAUAUGCAGCAUGAAGGAGGAGUCUUUCCAGGGCCCUGCCAUAUCAAGUGGAAGACAGCAUGUUCUGUCUGAUGAAAUCGUUCCCGUGGUUUGGAAUGGACAUCGGAGGAACACUGGUUAAACUGGUCUACUUUGAACCUAAAGACAUUACUGCAGAAGAGGAACAGGAGGAGGUGGAAAACCUGAAAAGCAUUAGGAAAUACUUGACCUCCAAUACAGCUUAUGGUAAAACUGGCAUUCGUGAUGUCCAUCUUGAACUGAAAAAUUUGACUAUGUGUGGACGCAAAGGAAAUCUGCAUUUUAUCCGCUUCCCCAGCUGUGCCAUGCACAGAUUCAUACAGAUGGGUAGUGAAAAGAACUUCUCCAGUUUGCAUACUACACUGUGUGCCACAGGAGGUGGAGCUUACAAAUUUGAGGAGGACUUUAGAACGAUUGCUGAUCUGCAACUCCAUAAACUGGAUGAAUUGGACUGUUUGAUCCAGGGCCUGCUUUAUGUUGAUUCUGUUGGUUUCAAUGGCCAACCAGAGUGCUAUUAUUUUGAAAAUCCCACGGAUCCUGAACAGUGCCAGAAAAAGCCUUACUGCCUUGAUAAUCCAUAUCCUAUGUUGCUGGUUAACAUAGGCUCAGGGGUCAGCAUCCUAGCUGUGUAUUCUAAGGAUAACUAUAAGAGAGUCACAGGGUCCAGUCUUGGAGGUGGAACAUUCCUGGGCCUGUGCUGUUUGCUGACUGGCUGUGAGACAUUUGAAGAAGCAUUAGAAAUGGCUGCAAAAGGAGACAGCACCAAUGUGGAUAAGCUGGUGAAAGAUAUUUAUGGAGGAGAUUAUGAGCGAUUUGGCCUUCAAGGAUCUGCUGUAGCCUCAAGCUUUGGCCAUAUGAUGAGUAAAGAAAAGAGAGAUUCCAUCAGUAAAGAGGACUUGGCCAGAGCUACUUUGGUCACCAUCACCAACAACAUAGGUUCUAUUGCUCGCAUGUGUGCAUUGAAUGAGAACAUCGACAAGGUGGUAUUUGUUGGAAACUUUCUCAGAAUUAAUAUGGUUUCUAUGAAGGUGCUAGCAUAUGCUAUGGAUUAUUGGUCCAAGGGACAGCUGAAAGCUCUAUUUUUGGAACAUGAGGGUUAUUUUGGAGCUGUUGGGGCUCUUCUAGAAUUGCUUAAAAUGACAGAUGAUCAGUGAUAAAGCUGAUCAAAGAGAUCACUACUGCAGAUGCUGCUGGAUGAGAGUGAAAGCCACUACAAGGAUGGAAAUGAAGCCAUUAUGGUAGUUCUACCUGCUGGAUUUGUAAAUAAUUUAAAAUCCUUUUAGCUGAUCUUUAACUUCUGGGUUUUGAGCUUAUACUUCAAAAUUCAUACUGGGAAUAACAAGAUUUUUUUCUGUACACUGUCUUUUUUAAGGGGAAAUAUGUGCAACGUGGCCAAACAUACAGAUUUUAUGGAUUUAUUUUAAAAGGUGGAUACUGUUUAAUGUAGGACCUGUACUAUGAGGCAUCUGCUUUUCUUCUGGGGUUUACUGAUUAGUGUGGUAAUUUUAACUUCAUUUAGUAAUCACUCUAGGAGAUUUUUUUAUCUUAUAUUUUCAUGACGUUUCAUGAUUUGUUCUUGGUUUCAAAUGAAACUGCAAAGCUGAUGCGUUUUACUGUGAAAACUAGUUAUUGAUUUGUUGCCUUUCCUUUGUUAGAUGAGACACCUUUCCCCUCCCUCCCCCCCCAAGCAAAAAAGAUGUCAAGCUUUCUGUGACUGUGGGUUUCUUCUGGCAAGGCUGCAAGAAAACCUGAGUGGGAGGCAUUUAAAAUCCUAAUUUUUCAGUAGUCAUGUGACUUAAGAACAGGAACAGGCUGCUAAUUGCUUUUGCAGUAUUAAUUCUCAUUUAUAUUAUUGAAAACUUUAAACAAGAUGGAAACUAAAACUUUAAUUAUUGGGUCGACACUAAAAUGAAAUCUUGUUUCUAUUGAAAAUCUCUCAUCUAUGUAAAAAGUUCUGUAGCACAGAUGUUAUUUAUAUGGUACAUGCUUGGUAUUAGAUGACAAAGGGAGACUGCUUCCAUUUAUUUGAAGACUUCUCUGUAGUCUGCAGUUUUUAACUUCAUCUUAAUCAAAAACAACUGAUAACUGCAUUAUUCAAAUCAAUGAUUUCUAAAAUUGGAAAAAUACAGUCAUGUAUUUUCUGUUUUUAAGCUAAUGUUAAUUUUUCCUCCACUUAGUGCCCCCAAGGGCACUAAGGUUUGAGUAUUUAUUCCAAUACAUUAUUUUCAACACUUUUUUUGAUUUGUGGACCUCUGGAUUUUUCCAGUUUAAUCGAGACCCAUUGGAAAUCUAUAUGCUUAGGUUGCUUCUUUAUAGCAUGUAUCAACUUGCUCUUCUUAGACACCUCAAAGGCUCACAAAUCAGAGGCUGAAAACCAAUCUGUAAAUGAUUCUGUCUUGCAGACCUGUAUGUGGUGUCACAUAAUGUUAAGGGCUCAUCAGAGGAACAGUAUAAAAUUCACACACAUGUAUUAUCCAAUAUAUUUUUUGAAGGGUGGUGAUUUCGUUUCUGGAUUAGUCAUUAAUUUCCAUAUCUCCCAAAUGUUGAAGUAAAUUCAUAUUAACCGAAGUGUUAACUUGUCUGACAGAAAUAAAAACCACUACCGUUUGAAGGUU
Dromaius novaehollandiae (emu) is the source of this 5877-nucleotide messenger RNA. It is a transcript of the gene PANK1, whose product is annotated as pantothenate kinase 1. Gene Ontology annotation, biological process: coenzyme A biosynthetic process. The transcript is spliced from 11 exons. Gene Ontology annotation, cellular component: cytosol; nucleus. Gene Ontology annotation, molecular function: ATP binding; pantothenate kinase activity. The coding region runs from base 3304 to 4416 and encodes 370 amino acids. Lineage: Eukaryota; Metazoa; Chordata; Aves; Casuariiformes; Dromaiidae. The record is from RefSeq and is a predicted model, not a curated record.